GGCGCGCCUCCGAGCGGACGCGCCUCCCCGCCUAGGUGCAAGCCGAGCGCGCGGCGCAGCGGGGAGGCGAGCGCGGCGGCGGCGGAGCGCGGUGGCAGAAGCUCUGAAAUUUCUCUGAAGGUGAGGACGUCCCCUCCCCACACUGUCAGCAAGCACUGCCAGCCACUAACACUGUCUGCGUGCGUCACCUUUCCCAUCAGUGCCUCCACUUCCACCCAGGGGCCUGGGUCAGCCACCUGCUCUGCCUGGUGUUCUCCGAGUUAAAUGGCUGAUAAACAGAUCAGCCUGCCCGCCAAGCUCAUCAAUGGCGGCAUUGCUGGACUGAUUGGGGUCACCUGUGUGUUCCCCAUCGACCUGGCUAAGACGCGGCUGCAGAAUCAGCAGAAUGGCCAGCGCAUGUAUGCCAGCAUGUCUGACUGCCUCAUCAAGACCAUCCGCUCUGAGGGCUACUUUGGCAUGUACCGGGGAGCGGCCGUGAACCUGACCCUAGUCACCCCUGAGAAGGCCAUCAAACUGGCAGCCAACGACUUCUUCCGACAUCAGCUCUCAAAGGAUGGGCAGAAGCUCACGCUACCUAAGGAGAUGUUGGCAGGCUGCGGGGCUGGUACCUGCCAGGUGAUUGUGACCACCCCCAUGGAGAUGUUGAAAAUUCAGUUGCAAGAUGCAGGCCGCAUUGCUGCUCAGAGGAAGAUCCUGGCUGCCCAGGCCCAGCUCUCAGCCCAGGGAGGUAUCCAGCCCUCAGUAGAGGCUCCAGCUGCUUCUCGGCCCACAGCCACCCAGAUCACCCGUGACCUGCUGCGGAGUCAUGGCAUUGCUGGACUCUACAAGGGACUGGGGGCCACGCUGCUCAGGGACGUCCCCUUCUCUAUUGUGUACUUCCCCCUCUUUGCCAACCUGAACCAGCUGGGCCGCCCGGCUUCUGAGGAGAAGUCACCUUUCUAUGUAUCCUUCCUGGCAGGCUGUGUGGCUGGGAGUGCAGCUGCUGUAGCUGUCAACCCCUGUGAUGUGGUGAAGACUCGGCUUCAGUCGCUCGAACGUGGCGUCAAUGAGGACACCUACUCGGGGUUUCUGGACUGUGCCAGGAAGAUUUGGCGGCAUGAGGGCCCCUCGGCAUUCCUGAAAGGCGCCUACUGCCGUGCACUGGUCAUCGCCCCACUGUUUGGCAUUGCGCAGGUGGUCUACUUCUUGGGCAUUGCUGAAUCUCUGCUGGGGCUGCUGCAAGAACCUCAGGCGUGAGCCCAUGGAUGCCCCUCCCCAGCCUGUUGGCUGGUGCCAGAACAGGGUGACCAGCCCAAACCUGAGGAGGGAAGGUCUCUCCCUAGCCUUCUCCAUCAAAAAGGAAGUCGGGGAGAAUGCAAAGUCCACGUGGGUGGUACACACCUAGGCCCCCGUGGGGUCCUGAAGGGACAACAGUUGGGAUCAAGGUCUUAUUUAUGUAGAAAAUGCAGAAAUCUGUACAUUCCUCGAGCCAGGCCUUUCCUGUCCUACCCUCUCCCCAACCUGACCCAGUCCCACCUGGCCUGAACACCCCCUGGGACAGAGCUGGUCUCUGGGCUGGGGCCCUCAGGCUUGACUGGGCAGGCGGACUUACCCCCUAGUCUACUGGCUCCUGUCUCCAAGGCUGUCCUGGUCUACAAAUGGGACCCCCACAAAAUUAUUUAUUGAAUCUGCUGUGCCCACAUGGCUCUGCCUGUCCUCCGUCCAUUAGUCUAUCCACCCCUGCUGCUCUUCUGGCCGUCCUCCAGGACCCCACUCUACCUCCCCAGCCAGCCUUACAGGAGGAUAGGGUGUCUUGUUCCCACAUUGAGCUAGAUUCCUAGGCUGGGGGUGAGACCAUACUGAGUUCUGAAUCCUAGGCACCCCGCACAUACUCUUGGGACCUUCUGCUGGGCCUUUGGGCUCCCACCAUAUCUGAGACCCAGACUCUGGGUGAGGUCUGUGUGGUAGAGCUGGUUGGGGAUGGGCUGUGGGGACACCUCUGCCCUUCUGCCCUUCUCCAUGUGGCCAGGCAUCCUGUGCUCCUGUGUGCUGUGUGCCUCAGGCUCUCUGCUGACCCCAUCCAAGAAUUCAGUUCUCCUAAGCCGGGCGUGGUGGUGCACGCCUGUAGUCCCAGCACUUGGGAGGCAGAGGCAGGUGGAUCUCUGAGUUCAAAGCCAGCCUGGUCUACAUAGUGAGUUCCAGGCCAGCUGUGGCUACAGGCAUGAGACCCUGUUUCAAAAAGACCAAAAAAAAUUUAGUUCUCCAGCCUGGUCUCUCUUCUGAUACCCUUACCCCUGGACUUAGAUUGCCUGUCUCGGAAGGGCAGGCAUACGAGCCAGUAUGAAGUCUGGGUCCACCCUGAUCUAUGGGCCUCUGCCCAGUUUUGGGAAGCCCCCCUCUCCCAGCCCUGGACCCUCUAUCCUGAAUCAAGGCAGGCCCCUUCUGCCCCGGCCAUGUGAUUGUGUUUAGUGAUUGACUGAAGUGCUGGUGCUGUGUCCUCCAAGCUCGGCCCCUCCGUGGAGGCCCCUUCCCAGUGACACUACCUGGGGCUCAAGUCUGGGCCCCCAGUUCACGGUUGCUCCUGGGAGCCACCCCUCCCAUCAUGUGUGUACCCUGAGAGCUGCUGCUGCUGCUUACAGAAUUAUAUUUUUUUCUUUUGAAGAGUUUUAAGAAGUAACUUUUUGUGUCUUGUCAUGUAAGAUGAUAAAUAAAUAUUCUAAAUAGA
Messenger RNA from Nannospalax galili (Upper Galilee mountains blind mole rat), 2704 nucleotides. It is a transcript of the gene Slc25a22, whose product is annotated as solute carrier family 25 member 22. The transcript is spliced from 10 exons. Bases 265 to 1236 code for a protein of 323 amino acids. The record is from RefSeq and is a predicted model, not a curated record. Gene Ontology annotation, biological process: malate-aspartate shuttle; aspartate transmembrane transport; L-glutamate transmembrane transport. Gene Ontology annotation, molecular function: L-aspartate transmembrane transporter activity; L-glutamate transmembrane transporter activity. Lineage: Eukaryota; Metazoa; Chordata; Mammalia; Rodentia; Spalacidae.